AUGUCGUCUCUCGAGGCCAAGAUCGUGGUCCUCGGCGCCCAGGGCGUGGGCAAGACCUCCCUCGUCAUGCGGUACUGCAAGGGCGCCUUCAACCCCUCGCAGAUAACGUCCACCGUUGGCGCGAGCUUUCUGACCAAGCGCGUCGUCGACUCCGACACCGACACCAUGGUGCGCCUGCAAAUCUGGGACACAGCCGGCCAGGAAAGGUUCAGGUCCAUAUCGCGCUUAUACUAUCGCGGCGCCAACGCCUGCAUCCUGUGCUACAGCAUCACCGACGCGCAGUCCUUUGCCGAAAUGGGCGUCUGGCUCACCGAGCUGCGCCGCAACCUGCCAAACGACGUCGUUUUGCACGUCGUGGGCACCAAGGCCGACAUUGUCGCCCGGGACCCGUCCGCCAGGCAGGUCCCCUUUGAGCGCUGCAUCGCCUACGUUGCCGAGAACCUGGCCCCCGGACUGGGCAGCACGCCACCCCCGACGGCCACGCCGCUCAACGCGCCCGGCUCCAUGCCAAGCGUGGAACCGCGCACGCCUAGCUCCAAGCGAAGUUCGGGCUUCUGGGCCCAGGAGGUUGGCUGGGACGCGUGCCACGAAAUCAGCGCCGAGAGCGGAGAGGGUGUCGAGGAAGUUUUCCGGGUUGUCGCCCGAAAGCUGGUCGAGCAGAAUCGCAAGAUGCAGCAGGCCCUUUUGCUGGCGACGGCCACUCCGGGCACCCCCGGCUACGAGGCCGGCAUGGACGGCGGGUAUUUCGACGGCAUGAACGUGAGGGGUAGUUUCCGUGUAGGACGCGACAGGCGGAGCUGGUUGUUUUCGCCUGCCUUUUCUCCAGCUGUAACGGUUGACCGGACGGGCGCCACGGCCCAGGAGCAGAAUGAGCCCGAUGGCGCAUCAAAGGGCAGUCGCAGAUGCUGCUGA
This is a messenger RNA of Metarhizium brunneum ARSEF 3297, 912 nucleotides long. It is a transcript of the gene RYL2, whose product is annotated as Ras-like GTP-binding protein RYL2. NCBI's taxonomy places the organism in Eukaryota, Fungi, Ascomycota, Sordariomycetes, Hypocreales, Clavicipitaceae. Gene Ontology annotation, cellular component: endomembrane system. Gene Ontology annotation, molecular function: GTPase activity; GTP binding. The record is from RefSeq and is a predicted model, not a curated record. Gene Ontology annotation, biological process: intracellular protein transport.